Molecule: messenger RNA, 222 nt
Organism: Peronospora matthiolae
Lineage: Eukaryota; Oomycota; Peronosporomycetes; Peronosporales; Peronosporaceae
Source: the annotation of a GenBank genome assembly
AUGGAGCGACAUGGUCAACAGAAGCUCAGUAUUGCACGGUCAAGUGGCAACGAUGACCUGAAGGUGAGCCCCGUUUCCAAGAUGCUACUCACGAUGAAGCGAUCGCCCGAAUAUGGACAGUGCGACUGGAUACAUUACUCAGUCUGCAGCCCAACAGAGCGUGUCAGAACGUUCAGAUUCGUCUAUCAAUAUAUUGCAUACAUGUAUCGCGGUAAGAGGUGA